UGGUGGAACGGAUACCGUGACAUUUUAAGGCAGUAUUCGUUUUCUGAUACGAAAAAUAUCAAUAAUGAUCAAUAAUUCACUUGAAAUAACUUUUGCGAUUAUAUUGCAAUAAUAUUUCGCUUAUUCUUGACAUAAAGCAUUAAGAAUGUGUGAUGUUUGUUCGGAGUUUUCACAGCUUUUAGUAAAUUGUGAAUCCAGGCUUACCGACGAUGUGUCCCAGUAUCCAACAAUAAGCCAAUCUGAGCUGGAGACAGUGCUGAACUAUAUUCUUUCAUGGCCACAAAGGCAAUGUAUGUGUUGCUAUCGCGAUGUGAAGAAUUUUGAAAGAUUCUAUCUUGUAGUGCAGAGUAUACUGUGCUUGUCUGUUUGUCAACUGAAGCAGCUUAAAGACGAACUAGUUGAAGCAGCUAAAACCGCUCCUGCACCUACCCUACCGCAACCUCCUGAUAAUGCACAAGACAAACAAAAACCUGAAGAAGAAAGCUCAACAUCAGCUGCAGAAGAAAAGAACAGUGAAGAAAAGGAAUCUCCAGAUGAACCAAAUGAACCCGCCGCUGCAGCAGAGACUGCAGAAGAUUCCAAAAAUGCUGAGACAUCUUCUACUUCAACUGAAGACCCUGAAUUAUGGUCUAUGCAGCAAAAGGAAAAGCUCAUGCACAUUGUUUCUAAAGUAUUCCUGCUCAACUUUCCUUUAUACUUAGCGUGCAAGCACUCAGCACUGAGCCGCUUAGAUGACCUGUCUGCUCAAGAAAUCUCUAAUCUUAGUUUAUACUGUGACUUACAUGAUACUGAGAUACCAGCUUACUUGCUUCGUAAUGUAAGCUUGUUCUGCAAGUUGGGUGGAGUUUGUGCUAUGACAUCUGUCUUUGAAAAUGCCACACAGAGUAGUCUACCACUGUCAAUGGCACAUGCCAUCGUGGCAGCAGUAGGCAACCUCAAGCUGUGGUUAAACUUCAGAGCGGUGUCACAGCUGUUCAUGCCAUUGAGAAGCAAGAUUUUGAAGUACAUGUGCACAUUAGAAGACAAAGAUCUCAGAGUACCUGCAGUGAAAUCUAUGGCUGAUUUCAUGUGGGGAGCAGCAAAGGAGCCAUUGGAUGUACCUCUAACAUUUGAUGGUGAUGGACUGGCAUUAGCCUUCAAGUACUUCAACAGUAGUACACUGACGAUGCGCCUGGCGGGAGUGGCGCAGAUUAACGCGCACAUCGCGUCGCACAACGAGCUGUGCGCCGGCGAGUCGGCAACAGACGCUGAAGUUGCUGGACAGCAACUUGCGACGUGGCUCACCAAUAAUAACAUCAUUGAACAUCUAUUUGGACCCAAUUUACAUGUGGAGGUGAUAAAGCAAUCUCAUAUGAUUCUGAAGUUUCUGGCGGUGGAAGGUCGCGUGACCCCUGAGCAUGUGGAGCUAGUGUGGGCGGCGGCGCAGCUGAAGCACUGCGGCCGACAGGUGUACGACCUGCUCCCCGGGUUCAUCAGGGCAUUGGCACCGAAACCUUGCGCACAUCUAUACAGUCUCCUGUGUGCGUUGCCACCUAAAGAGCACACGGAACAGAGUCUAUAUUUGGCUUCGGCGUUGAUGCGAGCGAUGUGGUCGAGGGGUGCGUCGGGCACGUUAGGCGGUUCCUCGCCUACGACGUUGGUAGACGAGCCACCGCUGCGGCCGCCGCAGCCGUCCUGCAAGCCGCACCACAACUCCUCGUCCGAAGCCAGCGUCAGCAUGGACCAGACCAACUCCGAUGAUGACCCUUGCGAGGAGCUGAGCACAUCAGGCGAGGAGGCCGGACCGACGCCGCGCAAACAAAGUAAACAUCAACGUGACCUGACUGCUGAACAAGAGUGGCUUAGAGAGGGAGAGGAGCUGACCAAGAAGGAGUGUCCGACGCUUAAAUCUUGCCAGAAACGUAGCAAGCGCGCGGGAAGCAGCGGGAGUGCGAGCAGUGGCGCGGAGGAGUUGCUGCGGCCUCGCAAGAAGAAGUUCUACAAGAAACGACACAAGCCAGGCAAACCCAAGCAUUUCCCAGCGACUCAAUUGAAGACUGCUGAUUUGGCCGAGUCCGUGUCUGAGGUGGAGGAGGAGUCCUCAGGCAGCGAUACUGCACACUGCCAGUUGAUCUGUGACAAUGUUGAUGCUAGACGUUUGAUGGAGCUGCGCCUAAUGGAGAGCUACAAGCGUCGCGGCGGCGGGGAGGAGGAGGAGGGCAGUGCGUCCUCCGCCCUGUCCCCCCACUCACACCCACACCUCGCGGACUUGGACGAGGACGACUCCGCCUGCGAGGAGGAACUCGCGAGGCUGGCAGCACAGGCGCAGUGCCUGACGGAGUACGGCGGCGGAGUGGUGACCAAGCGCGCGCGAGGUUCCCCGGCGACGGCGGCGUGCGACGUGGACGACGUGUGUCGCCCGGGGAACACGCUGCUAUGGGAUCUCUUGCAGGACGGCGCCAUUGAACAACUAGGCGAAGGCCUCGCACUGGAAGCAGAGAAGGCACUGUGUGCACUCCUUUGUUUCAGUACUGACAAGUUCAUCAGGAUCAAAUUCAUUGAGGGAUGCCUGGACAAUCUUGCCAAUCACAGAUCUGUGGCUGUGUCUCUUCGGUUGCUACCGAAAUUGUUCUCGUCGUUCCAACAGCUGCGAGGCAUGGAUAUGCAUCAAGUAGUAAUGUGGGCGGAACGUGAGCGUGGCAUGAUGCGCUUGUUCCUGGAGGACUUGCGCCACUACAUGAGCACGGUGCGCGCGCCCGAGCACAGCGCGCAUGCGGCGCACUCGGCGCUCUCGGCGCAUUCGGCGCUCUCGGCGCACUCGGCGCACUCGGCGCUCUCGGCGCACACGCACGCGGCGCACGCGCAGCACUACGCGCACAUCACCGAGCUCACCGUGCGCCUGCACUUCCUCACUGCCAUCUUCUCUCCGGUCGGAUCUCCGCAACAUUUUAGACUAACCGUGGAGCAGGUGGAGGAGCUAUGGCAGUGCUUGGUAGUACGGGGCAGCAGUGAGUGCGCAGACUGCCUGUACUCCUGGCUCCUCUCGCACACCAAGUCGCCCGACCAGCACGCGCUCGGACUCGACGCACUAAGAUUUUUGUACGUCGAGAAAAUGCCUACUUUGGAUCCUGAGACGAUCAGCAUAAUGGGUCUAAGCCUGUACCAGCAACUAUGCAACCUGGCGCGGAUGGCGCUGGGCACCGGGGACUCGAGGGACGCCGCCCAUCCACACACCCUCGCCAUGGACCAUCUGUGGAAGAUUGCGCUACGGGCCAAUAGCACUGAUGUAUCAAUGGGCGCAAUACAAUACCUAAACAGUUACUACAUGGGUCAGCAACUACAACAAGAAGACGACUUUGUAGCUAAAUGCAUGUUCCAUCUAUCUUCUGCUGCUGAGCGACUGAUCAGUAAGAAACAGAAGGCGGACGGAGAAGGAACGUCAACUUCACAGAUAUGUGAACAAGAUGUUAAAGAGGAGAAGACGAUUGAUAAGCAGAAUAUUUAUGAACAUAUGACUGAGGAAGCUGCGCUCCAAUGCAUUCAGAGAGCGUUGUUAUUGUUGAAGACACAUCUUGAUACUUUCAAAAGGAGGUACGCGUACCACCUGCGGCGCUGGUCGCUGGCGGAGUCGGGCGCGUGGGAGGGCCCGGUGGGCGGCGCGGGCAGCACGGUGCGCGUGACGCUGCAGCCGGCGGGCGCGGGCCCGCGCGCCGCGCUCGUGCUGCACCACGCCGACCUCGUGGCGCACCUGCGCGCGCACGUGCACGUCUGGUGGGAGAAACAGAUUCAAGGCGAGGAAGGCGUGACUGCGCUAUCGACGGACGGACCGCUGCGUAUGAUCACACAAGGACAGGAACUUACUAUUGACUACGAUGAAAGAACUCUUUACGAUAUGGGAUUUAAAGAUAAUCAGCUGGUGUUCGUGUCGGUGGGCGUGGGCGGGCGCGGCGCGUGGGCGGAGUGGCCGUCGGCGCAGCCCGCGCCGGCCCGCGCGCGCCUGCCCACCAGUCUCCUGCUCGACCCCACCUACUUCCACCAUCUCUUCACGCUCAUGCAGGCGCUGGGACAGAUGAAGGAACCCGGCGCUAACGGGGAACUGGUGAUGCACACAAAAGCACAACUACUAUCCCGUCGUGUAUGGGACAUCCUUCAAGCCGUGCCAAACAACCCGACAUUACUGGAAGCCUUUCAAAACCCAUCAGAGAGCAAGCUACCAGAAUUACUUGACCCCACCAGCCCACAGAAACUCAUGUAUUCCCUUCACAUUAUUGACAAGCUGAGCUCAAAUAACAGUGGUGCGACAAAUAUCAAAGAGAAUACAGUGAGCACGCUUAGCCCGCUGGUGACAAAUGAUAAGAAUGAGGAAGAAAAGGCUGCCGUAGAGAAUUGGAACGAAUUAUUUAUUAAAAAGGGAGGUUUAAGACUGCUAUAUGAUAUUAUGAUGUCGGGAGUGUUACAAAGGAAUGACGACACGGAGUGGCGCCAGGACUGCCUGGCGCUGUUACUGCAGUUACUGUGUAGGAUCGGGACUCUGCCCUCCACUGAUCCUGCGCAGACACCGAAGUUACAUCCGUCGUUACUAUCACUGAUGAGCGUAGAGGAGACGACCGAGCGACUGAUAUCGAUACUGUGCGAGGCGGCCACGCUCAAGGAACCCACCACCUACAAGACUGGCUUCUGGGGCAGGGCACAGGUGGUGCAGCACGCGAUGCGCAUGUGCGUGUGGUGGGCCCGCGGCGGGGGGGACGCCGUGGCGCUGGCCUGGUCGCUGCGUCGCGCCGCGCCGCGCCUGCUACUGGACGACGCGGACCCCGCCGUGCGGCGCGAGGCCGGGUCGGCCCUGUACCGGCUGUGCGCGGGCGGCGAGGUGGCGGCGCUGGCCCCGCUGCUGCAGCUGCUGCUGCAGCACCUGCCGCGCGCCGCCGACAUGCGCCCGCACCACGCCGCCCCGCACCACCACCACCACGACGUUGCUCAUCACCAUGCAGAAGAAGGCAAGGAACCUUAUGGACCAGCUUGUCGAGAUUACUUCUGGCUCGUUUGCAGGCUUAUAGACGGCUUGCCUGAAGACUUUUUCAAAGAGGGUGCAACAUCAGAAGACAGUGGCGCCCCCGACUUAAACGAGCUCUGUGAACAAAUACGGGCAUCUUUAGAAAAACGCGAAAUAAUAGAACGUAGGACUGAGCCGUGUUCUCCCGACGACGGACUGUUUGGUCAGCUCAGCUUACUCACACACUUGCUCAAACACCCACUGCGGUUCAAGAUGUCUGAUCAAGGAACUAGGACUUUGGAGAUGGUUUUCGGUUUCCUCUUCGACGUUCCUAAUCCGGAAAACCGCAACUUGCCGAAGUGUAAGUCACAGAAGUCUCGCUCGGCCGCCUACGACCUUUUAGUGGAGUUAGUAAGGGGUGCUCCUGAUAACUACAUGGUGCUACACAAUAAACUCAUGGAACAUCAUAAACCUGGCUACUGUAUCGACGCAGGUCCUCAAUCGUCGUACCCCUGGGACUACUGGCCGGCGGAGGAGUCCCGGUCGGAAUGUGGGUACGUGGGCCUCACCAACCUGGGCGCGACAUGUUACAUGGCCUCGUGCAUGCAGCACCUGUACAUGAUGCCACAGGCCCGCGCCGCGUUGUUGCAAGCUGACCCCGCCGCCAGUCGACAUUCAGCGACCCUGCAUGAGAUGCAGAGGAUGUUCGCUUAUCUUAUGGAAAGUGAGCGCAAAGCCUACAACCCUCGCAGCUUCUGCAAGGUGUACCAAAUGGACCACCAACCUCUAAACACUGGUGAACAGAAGGACAUGGCGGAGUUCUUCAUAGACCUGGUCUCCAAGCUCGAGGAGAUGACGCCGGAGCUCAAGAAACUAGUCAAGACCUUGUUCUGUGGAGUGCUCAGUAAUAAUGUUGUGUCACUGGACUGUCCCCACGUGUCCCGUACCCUGGAAGAGUUCUACACAGUCCGCUGCCAGGUGGCAGACAUGCGCAACUUGCACCAGUCCCUGGACGAGGUCACCGUGAAGGACACGCUCGAGGGGGACAACUGCUACACUUGCUCGCACUGCUCCGCUAAAGUGCGCGCUGAGAAACGGGCGUGUUUCAAGAAGCUCCCUCGCAUACUAUGUUUCAACACGAUGCGCUACACGUUCAACAUGUUGACUAUGCUGAAGGAGAAAGUGAACACGCACUUUUCAUUCCCCAUGCGACUCGAUAUGUCUGGAUAUGUCGAGAAACAUCUCAUGCCGGCGCAAUAUCAAGAGGAGAAAAAUAAGUUAGCAGAAAAGAAAGAAGGUGAUGCUAGUCCUACGGCUGCAGAAAUAGAAGAUAAUUCUGAAUUCGAAGAGCAUUAUGAAUACGAGUUGAUAGGCGUGACAGUCCACACGGGCACGGCGGACGGCGGGCACUACUACUCGUUCAUCCGCGACCGCGAGCACGACCACCACGACCGCUGGCUGCUGUUCAACGACGCCGAGGUCAAACCAUUCGACCCCGCGCACAUUGCUGCUGAAUGCUUCGGCGGGGAGAUGACUAGUAAGACGUACGAUUCAGUGACGGAUAAGUUCAUGGACUUUUCGUUUGAGAAGACGAACAGUGCGUACAUGUUGUUCUACGAGUGGAGCCCGCCGCGGAGUCACCGGGGCUCCGACUGUGGGCUCCAGGAGGAGGCACAGUCGUCAACAGCAGAGGAGACUAGUCCAAGCUCAUCCGUGGAGCGAAGAAGCAGUGAUUCGUCUCCUACUAUCAAAUUACCGCCGGACCUACUCAAGUGGAUCUGGGACGAUAACAUGCAGUUCUUGCAUGAUAAGAAUAUAUUCCAGCAUGCAUAUUUUACGUUUAUGGGUCAGAUGUGCAGCUCAGUGCCCCAGUCCCUGAUGACGCUGCGUCCCGAGGUUACUGAGGUGGCUGCCAGACUUUCUACGUCAUUCUUCAUCGAAACUUUCAUUCAUGCUAAGGAAAAGCCAACAAUGGUGUCGUGGGUGGAAUUGGUGACGAAGCAGUUCAACGCGUCGGCCGCAGCUUCAGAGUGGUUUCUAGGGCACAUGGCGGACGACACGUGGUGGCCCAUGCAAGUACUUAUAAAAUGUCCGAAUCAAAUGGUCCGGCAAAUGUUUCAAAGACUUUGUAUGCAUGUAAUACAAAGGCUCAGAUCUAGUCAUUGUGCCUUAUACCUGCAAGGCAUGGAGGAGGGCGAGGAUACCAGCAAGCUGGGGGAGGCCAGUUGUGUUACUAGAUUUAUAAGGAUGUUAUUGUCAUUGAUGGAGAACGGCGCGCGGUCUCACUUGCGUCACCUGACGGAGUACUUCAGUCUACUGUACGAGUUCAGCAAGAUGGGGGAGGAGGAGGGCAAGUUCAUGCUACGCAUCAAUGCCAUCUCUAGCAUGGUCAACUUCUAUCUAGGACAGAACUCCGCCGCUGUCAGCUGUCAAACGGACUCCCCGACGGAGGAAGCGGGUGGCAGUGGUAGUGGGAGCACUACGGCGGAGAGUGGCGGAGACAAACUACGGCCCGGCGCGCUCGACAAGAUGGUCGCACUCGUCGCGGGACUCUUGGAGCGGUCCAGGGACUCCGCCGGACAUCUCGCACUGCUGGAGCCUGACGCCAGGGCACUGCUGCAUGCUAAGGGGUUUCCAUUCAUCUACCAGCAGACCCGCGACUGCCUGAACCUGCAACAGACGCGGUCCCUGAUAUUCGCGCUGUGUCGCUGGAACGAGCCGCUCGCGCAGAAAAUCGUCAACAUGAUCUUCCAGGCCAUCGCUAAACAUUCUGAGAGCUGCGGACCAUUUUUUAAGUUACUAACGUUGCUGGUGGAGGGCAGCGGCGGCGGCGCGGGCGCCACGGGCGGCCUGCCCUGCUACACGCAGCUCGUCCUGGCGCGGCUCUGGGACGUCGCCGACGUCUGCCCGCAUGCGGCGCUGGAGUGGCUGGCCUUGCAGGUCCCCCGCAACAAGGCCGCGCACGCGUGGGCGCUGCGCACGUGGGAGCGCUGGCUGGAGCCGCAGCUGCUGGGCGCGGGCGCGGCGCGCGUGCGCGCGGCGGCGGCGCUGCUGCUGGUGGCGCUGGUGCCGUCGCAGCACUUCCGCGCCGGGUACGCGCGCGCGCGCCCGCCCGCGCCCGCGCCCCACGCCAACCACGCCACCCACGCCAAGCUGCCCGACACGGCGCACCACACCCUGCAUCAGGUGUACACAAUGCUUCUGGGCAAGUUGAAGGCAGCCCGCAAGUACACCGACAUAGCGGUGCACGGCACCAUGAAGUUGACGGCCUACUUCGGUGUCAUGUCCUAUUGCGUCGUCAGCAGAGUCGAAAAACUCAUGUUCGGUCAAUACUUCAACGACCUGUGGGAGUUGUACCACCCAGCUAUAUCGGAGCCGUCGGUGGCGGUGCACCCCAACAAGCAGGCGCUGCUGACGUUCUGGCACGCCGUGUCCGUCGACUGCCCCGAGAACGUACAGCUCGCCGUCGCCAACCAGCGACUCACCAAGCACAUCGCCUUCAAUUAUAUACUCGCGGACCACGAGGACGGCGAGGUGGUGGCGUACAACCGCGCCAUGUUGCCGCCGUACUACGCCCUGCUGAGGCUGUGCUGCCGGCGCUCCGGGGCCUUCGCGCGCGCCCUGGCGCAGCACCAGAACAUACACUGGGCCUUCCGGAACAUCGCGCCGCAUGCUCAUUUAUAUCCCGGAGCUGCGGACGAACUGCUAAGACUAGCGCGAGUCCUGGCGGCGCGGGGCGGGGGCGCGGGCAGUAGCGGGGGCGCGGAGGGGGAGGGGAGGGAGGCGGCCGCCUUCCGACGUAGCACUCUCGCCGCGUAUCUACAGGGGUUGAACGGCAGGACAUGUUGGUCCACGCUGAUCUCUGCCUUCUGCACGCUCGUAGAGAACGAAGAUGAUAGGCUUUAUGUUGUCUAUAAUGGUGGACUACAGAUGACCUUCGAAGCGCUGCACAGCCUGCACGCGGUGUACGUGGAGGGCGCGGGCGGGGGCGCGGCGGGCGGGGGCGCGGGCUGCGUGCGCGCGGAGCUGACGGCGGCGCUGCGCUGGGCGCGCGCGCUGUGCCGCACGCUGCGCACGCGCCGCGACCACAAGGAGGCGCGCGCGCUGCUGCUGGCCUGCAAGGACUGGCCCGAGUGCGCGCGCCGACUGCUCACCAUGCUCAACCUGCACCACAGGCACAACCAUCUCAGGGACGCCGCGCUGGGCGUUCUACGUGAGAUAGUCAUGAUAGGCGGAGGAGCAGCAUUAGGCGCGUUAGUACCAUUAGCAGCGGGUGCAGCGGGUGCGGCGUGUGGGUCCCGCGGCCGCCACGCGCACGUGUGCGGGCCCCGCGCCCCGCACGGAGCGCACGGAGCACACGGCGCACACGGAGCACACGGCGCACACAGCGCGCACGCCGCGCUGCCGCAGCACGCGGCGAUACCGCACGACAAGCACAACGCGCACAGACUCGCCACAUCAUACCGACCAUACCAUAAGUUUAUAGACACGUGUUGCCGCGUGGCCCGCAGCCAGCGCUGUAUGUCUGAGCAGUUGGUGCUGGUGUCUGCGCUCUGUGCACUGGAGGCCGUGCCGCUAAGGUUCAACUACUUCGCGGCAUUCUGGACCGAAGUCGCCAACUCUCCGGCGGACUCUAAGUUGGAGGAGAUGUUGGUGGAGUGCAGCGUGGCGGCGGAGUACGUGGACGCCGUGCUGCUGGACGAGAGGGAGGCGCUCGAGGACCCCGUCAUAUACCAGUUCAUGCAGCACUACUAUCCCAAGCUGGGUGGCGGCGCGUCGAGCAGCUCCAGCAGUAGUUCAAGCGGCGGCGGCGCUGCGGAAGCGCUGCUGGAGGAGCUGGUGGCGGGCAGCGCGCGCGGGCCCGUGCGCGCGCUACUGGCCGCCGUGCGCGCGCUCACGCUCAUACACGCGCGCGCGCCGCCCGACAGCGCACGCGCGCGGGAUCUGCUACGGGCCACGCGCGCUAUACGCACGAGGCUGCAACAAGCUACCGAAGAAGAAAGCUCAGAGCCGGAGAACGGGUGUACGGGAGGACCAAGCAAUACGACGACGCGAGCGGGGUCCGGAUCGGGCAGUUCUGGUGACGACGCUGCGUCCGAACCAGCCGAGCCUGACUCGGAGCCCGACGAAGCCACACCGCGAGGGGCUGGAGGACUGGCACAUCUAGCAUUAGCCUUAGAUGCCCUGGAUGCACUCGCCAACGCUGCCACGGCCCCACCAGUCCCGCCACACCCCCCACCGGAGCCCUAGCCCUCCGCCCCCGCCUCCGACGGCGGCGACAACGUGCUCAACCUGAGUUCACGUCCAACCUAACUGAACAUGAACAACGGUAUUGGAAUUUAUUUUUACGAAGACCUGCCAAACGUGUUACAAAGUAUCCAGUACAUUUACUCGGACGUUGGCAACGAGACAAUGCAUUAUUAUUUAUUGGCGUUUCAUAAUAGAAAUGUUAUCAAAAUUAUAGCGGGUGCGGAGUAGUAAAAAAAUGGAGGUUAAACCUGGAGGCUUAGCAACGCCUCUAUAUUUAAAACCACAACUUUCAACGUAAACUAUUGUGAAAAAUAUAUAGACACACAAGUCGUGUAUGUCUCAGUAACUUAAUGAAAACUGUUUUAUAGUUCUCCAUUUGCUCACGUCUCUGUGUCCGCCAACCUAAGAUCUCGGCACAGUUUUAAUAAAAAAUUGCCCUUAAUUAUUGUUGUAAAAUUAAAUUAAAAGAUCUGUAUAUCCCACAGACAAUUAUUAUAAAGUUGAUAUACACUAUAGUAGCAUGUAAACUGUGUGUAUUUUUUGAAUACGUUGCAUAGACUGUCCUAUAAAUAUAAUAUUAUAUUGUUUUAAAAAAUUUUGACAUCUCAUGAAAGUGCAAAUGUUGUGAGAAAAUUUUAAUGGUUCGGUUGUUUCUAAUAUUAUGUGUAAGUUUAAUGUAUAUAAAUAGAUUUGUGAUCGUUGCGUUUCAAUAAGUAUAUGAUAUAAUUAUUAUUUAGUUAGGAAUUGAAAAUGAUACACUGACAUAUUUAUGAUAAUGUUCAAUUAAUUUCGUGUACGGACGUUUGUAUAAAACAUCGAUGUUUAGAAUACAUUCCAACGGUAUCAUCACAACAUUACUUGUAGUCUAUGGUAACAUAUGACGUCUACUCUGUGCCAGUCUCUAUUCUCAUACACAAUACAUACAGCCUGUCACAGAUUAGACUAAAACUUACUGCACUCGCUAAAAAGGCAACUUAAUGUUUUAUUGAUCGAGUGCAUACAACAUUGCAAGUAUUAACACGACUACUUUCGAGCUCGAAAAUGUAAAAUUCGAACUCGAAAUUAAUCGAAAAUGAAAUAUAAUUCGCGAAAGAAAGCGACAAAUCAUAUUCGACUUUGAGCGGGUGUACUUUGAGUGCAUAAGUUCUGAUAAUGUUUUUGUACGAAAAUUGAUGACGAAAUUGUUAGACUAAGCGGUUAUGUCAUAGCUCCUUUCUGCUAAUUUCUAUGUCUAUGAUGUAACCGCUUACAAUAAGUAAAGACUAUUUAGGACUUAAAAAUAAUUCUAUAAUCACACUCGCUCAUUAUUUUCGGUAACCCCUCUUUUCGCGAGUGCAGCACAAUCGUAAAGCAGUCACAAAUCGAUAAGUGUGCUUAAGAAUUGUGUCAAUGAAUAUUGUGAAAAUGGGAAUUUUAAAGUCACUUUAUUGAUUCAAGUGUUAACUGCCAUACUCAGAGUCAUUUAAUGGCUACUUAACCCAGUCCUUAGCAAAUGUUAUCGGAACAAAAUCGUUACUAAGGACUAGAUUAAGACAUCAUUAAAUGUCUCCAAGUAUCGCAGUGUGUUAUUGACAAAGUAUGUGCAUUGUUAAUCUGAAGGAUGUGUACAAACUGAAAUUUAAUUUAAACUAAACAUGACUGCAUCAUCUCUUUAGAUUAAUACAUUAGUGCUUCUCUAGAACAUUCUUUAUGUUCUACAGAACUACUAACGCGAUGUGCUUUUAUUUAUUUAAAUUGUAAGCUUACUAGCUAUACUCGGCGGCUAUUAGGGAGAGGACUGUAGUGUUCCUAGUUUUACGUAUCUAAAUUAGAUGAUGUUUAUUAAAUUAGGAAUCUUACGGCCAACGUUUUUUAUCAAUUUUGUAUUGUAGUUAUUCGACUUGUGUUGAAAUAAUGGUCGAUAAAUCUGUAGUAUUUCUAAAAUUACUGCUUUAUUUUAUUUCAUAGAGUUAGGUACAUCGUAAUUUCAUAUUCAGUUUUCAUAAUAUUUCAUAACAAUUAAUAUGCUCAUAUAGGGUGAAGUAAGUGUAAUUCAUCGUACGUUAUAUGUCUCGUCUUUCGUCAGUACUCGGUAUAUACCAGAGCUGUAGCUUCAUCUAAUGUGCAUUUCUAACUUAGUGUUUAUAACUAUUGGUAUCUGUGUGCAUGACUGUCGCAAAAUUGAUAUUGUAUGUCAAAAUUAUUAUAUGUACAUUUAGGCUGUGAGCAUUUUGUUAAUUUAUCUUAAAUAUCGUAAUCUAAUUAGUCAAAAGGAAAUACCCCACCCUGCUUUUAGUGUCUAUGUGUGAAAUGCUAAAUGACAUAGAACAAAAGGAAUCACCCGUCCAGGCGCGUACUUUUAUUUGAUUGGCAAGUAUUGGCAUUAGGCAAGUAUAUUGUGAUAGCUUAUCUUUCCUAUCUGUAAAAGUUUUAUCCAAAUCCUAUAUUUAUGGAAAAUCUUUUUAGAAUCCUUGUCUACGUACUCAAUGUUUUAACGGCUAUUGGUGUUUUCGUUCUAACAUCAUUUACUUAUUUGUACUUGCAUAGGUGGCAACACAGGAUCACGUACACUGCCCAAUUCAAUAAGAUAAAUAUUUAGUAAUAACUGAUAUUAUCUCACGUAGGAAGUAUGGUUCGUAUGAUUGUAUAUAACUGCAAUUUACCUGAGAAUAUUUAUGAAGGAACCUGUCCAUUUUAUAUCUUUAUAGUGAACACUAACUAUCUAUUUACGCUAUAGUCCAUCACAAAUCUACUUGUCGUUUUAGAAUGUGGAAAAUAAAUGUUGUACGUAACUCACAAUGUAUCGUAACGUAUUAUAUUUAAUGGUAAUAUCUCGAAUUUCAAUAUUUCUACUCGCAUACCACCUUUGUAGCUACAUAUAGUUGCAUGUGGAUGUCUCUAUCGAAGGAAAGCAAUAAAUUCGAAUUAAUAAUGUACUGUGUCAUUUUAAACAAUAUUAUGUCAUUUUUUUCAUAAUCUUAGUUUGAUUCGUGUACCUAAUUGUUGUAGAUUUUCAUAUCGUAUUGUGUCACGAGUAGACGCGACACUGCCGGGGGCGGUAGCAGGUCGUGCAAGCAGGCGGUGUAGUGUAGCGGUGACAGUCACUGGACAGUUUGAGGAGGUGUGAAAGUAUUGUGGUGCUAUCUAUGGAUGUUUGGAGUGACUGGAACAUAAGACAAAACGUGUAUUUAAGUUUGUCCUGUUUUUAGAGCUUAUUAAUAUAUACAAUCUAAUAUAACUAUGCUGUAAUUAUCUUUAUUAAUUUUAAGAUUAUAAUUUGUUUGUAAUAAAUGUGGCAUAAGAUGAUCGCAAGCGUUUUGUGGUCACAUUGUACCCCAUUUCGUUUCAUGGCUUUGAAUUUGUGUAUUAUAUUAAAAUGUGUUACUGGAACUAGAGUUUCGGUCGAAUAUAACUGUGUUACUGAAUACAAUUUGUGAAAAUUAAUAAAAAAAUACUGUAAAUCGGACUGGAAAGCCAAAGUAAACAGUAU
Spodoptera litura is the source of this 13688-nucleotide messenger RNA. RefSeq names its product ubiquitinyl hydrolase 1 puf (gene puf). Lineage: Eukaryota; Metazoa; Arthropoda; Insecta; Lepidoptera; Noctuidae. The record is from RefSeq and is a predicted model, not a curated record. Gene Ontology annotation, molecular function: cysteine-type deubiquitinase activity. Gene Ontology annotation, biological process: protein deubiquitination. Gene Ontology annotation, cellular component: cytosol; nucleus.